Molecule: messenger RNA, 3114 nt
Organism: Hyla sarda
Lineage: Eukaryota; Metazoa; Chordata; Amphibia; Anura; Hylidae
Gene: G6PC3
Product: glucose-6-phosphatase catalytic subunit 3
Exons: 9
Coding region: 672-1691 (339 amino acids)
Biological process (GO): glucose 6-phosphate metabolic process; gluconeogenesis
Cellular component (GO): membrane
Molecular function (GO): glucose-6-phosphatase activity
Source: RefSeq, a predicted model, not a curated record
GACGGGGUGGGGGUGCGCUUGGUUCUCCUUGUUUACUACGCGCCAUUUUAAAAGAGGGCAAGGUUUCAAUAAACUUUAUUGAGAGUGGACACGUGGAUCAUGAAGGGAUUUGGACGUGCCCCUUUGCAUGCGUGAUAUGUGAAGGGGUCUUUACCAAGCCCUAGGGAGAUUUCUAUUGGUUGGAAAGGGACUUUGUUGCUGUGGUAACAGAGAUAAUUGCAGUACCAUGUGAUCACAUGAUCGAUCUAUUAGACCAGGACUGGACUUUACAGCUCAGUGCAUUUAUGGACAUUAGGCUCAUACUGCAGGUGAUCCAAGGUCAUGUGACGAUACUAAAAAGUCACGUGCGACGGACAUCCUUGUCUUUGUGUAGGAUGGGGCGGAGCCCAGCCACAUGACCUCUAUUAAGAGGCGGGGCUAGUGACGUGUCAACUGCCGUGUAGGAGGAAUGCUGGAAGCCGUAAAGUGCCUGAAGUAACUGCCCGCGGGGCUAUAGCGGCCACCUACCUAUAGGCACUAAAGCAGCCAUUUUCUUCCUUAUGGAGAGCUGAUUUCCAUUCUCCUUCCCAGGGACCAUUGCCUGUAAGACUCCGUGCACCAGCUGCAUCUCCACAAGGUGAAGUAAUACCUCCAAGAGUUCUUUCUUCUAACAAUUGUUGUGAAAACAAAAGAUGGAUGGGAUACACACGGCUGGGGUGGCGUUGGCUGGAAAUCUGCAAGAACACCUCCAGGGCUCUGAGGACUUCUGGCUGUGGGUGACUUACCUCGGGGAUCCCGGCUGCAUAUUUCUUCUGUACUUUCCCCUGGCCUAUGCUCUCCAGUACCAGCUGGGAGUAACUGUCCUGUGGAUGGGCGUCAUCUGCGAGUGGCUGAACAUUGUCUUUAAAUGGUUCCUGUUUGGUGAGCGACCGUUCUGGUGGAUCCAUGAAACUGGUCUACAUGAUAUGUAUAAUCUCAAGCAGUCCCCUUCCACUUGUGAGACGGGCCCCGGAAGCCCUUCAGGACACUGCAUGAUCACUGGAGCUGCCCUGUGGCCCAUAAUAAUGUUCUGUACUGAGCGGUUACAGAGGGGCAUGAUCCGGACUCUUCCACUGAUAUUGUACAGUGUAUUGAUGGUGGGGAUUGCGGUCUCCAGACUCAUUAUCCUCGCACACUUCCCUCACCAGGUUGUUGCUGGGAUUCUUACAGGGGUCCUCUUAGGAUUCGUCCUGCAGCGUUACUCUCCCCAUGACCGCAGUUUUGGCUUUUUCGUACUGUCUUCAUUGGGUCUUCUUUUUGGGGCUCUUAUUAUAUACUGGGGAAUAAGUGCAUUCGGAGUGGAUCUGUCAUGGUCGAUCCAUCUGGCCAAUAAAUGGUGUACAAAGAAAGAGUGGAUACACCCUGAAUCCAGACCGUUCUCAUCGGUGACCAGGAGCGCAGGAAAUGCUCUAGGACUGGGAUUUGCCCUGCACUGCCCACUCUUCCGUAGACUGUACACAGACACUCCAAGCUGGCGCCAAAGAGGCCUUAGUCUGCUGCUAUCUUUUCUCUUCCUGAAGAUUCAGCAAGCGCUGCCACUCCCAAUAUCCCCUGCCCUGCUCUACUACCUGCUGAACUUUUUGCGCUAUUGCCUCUGUCCCCUCACUGUCAUUAUUCUGUCCCCCUAUAUUGUGAGGGGAUUGGACUCAGUAACUGUGCAGAAAAGAGACUGAGGUAACCCCGGCUGUCUGUGCUCGGGAAAUGAUCUGUAUGUUACAUUGUGCUAGAAACCUGUACUUGAAUUUGUUCCUUUCUUUUUUUUUUUAAAGGGGUAGUCCACUGACCAAACUAUGUGUGCUCGAUGCAGGGGUCGGCCACGCCCCCUUGUGAUGUCACGCCAGGCCCCCUCAUUGCAAGUCUAUGGGAGGGGCGUGGCAGCCAUCAUGCCCCUCCCGUAGACUAGCAUUGAGGGGGCAGGGCUUGAUGUCACGAGGGGCGGGGCUGUGAUGUCAUGAUCCUCUGGCCCCUGCAUCGCCAGUCAUCAGGCACAGAGCGGCCCCUGCCCUGCCCUGUCUGUGGGAAGGAGGUUCUCACCCAUGAUUCGACAGUACAUGGCCCCAUCCAUCAACCCUUUCAUGCAGUGAAUUUGUCCCAUUUCCUUAGCAAAAAACACCCCAAAAGCAUAACAUUUCCACCUCCAUGUGUGACAGUGGGGAUGGUGUUUUUUGGGGGUCGUAGGCAGCAUUUCUCCUCCUCCAAACAUGGGUGAGUUGAAUUGAUGCCAAAUAGCUAAAAUUUGGUCUCACCUGACCACAACACUUGCACCCAGUUCUUCUCUAAAUCAUUCAGAUGUUCAUUGGCAAACUUUAGAUUGAUAGUUAUUUUGUGUUUCUUAAAUUUUCAAGCAAUCGCACCAAUUGUUGUUAACUUCUCAACAACUGCUUGGCGAUGGUCUUGUAGCCUAUUCCAGCCAUGUGUAGGUCUACAAUCUUGUCCCUGACAUCCUUGGACAGCAAGGUGGUCUUGGUGGAGAGUUUGGAAUCUGAUUGCUUCUGUGGACAGGUGUCUUUUAUAAAGGUAACAAGCUGAGCUUAGGAGCACUCCCGCCUAAUCUCAGCUUGUUACCUGUAUAAAAGAAAUGUGGGAGACAAAAAUCUUGCUGAUAGGGGAUCAAAUUGAUAUCAAUUUAUAACUAAAAAAUUAUUAUUCUUGAUUUUUUAAAAUUUUAUUUCUAAAUGUCUGUACUGGGCCCCAACUCUGCCCCUGCUGAGCUGCUGUGUGUGACGUAUCUUGCACAACAAGUCAGCUUGUAUAAUCACGCCCCCUCCAUUCAUCUCUAUGAGAGAGAGAGACAAAGGAACGCGGUGUCUCCGCCUCCCCCAUAGAGAUGAAUGGAGGGUGUGUGUUUGUACCAGCUGACCUGCUGGGUAUGAAACAUGCUCUAGCAGCACAGAGCCAGGGCCAUGUACAGGAGAUCGGGGGGGGGGGACCCCCAGCGAUCAGACAUUUAUCCCCUAUCCGCAGGAUAGGAGAUAAAUUGCUUUGUGCUGGACUUCUUCUUUAAAUAAAUGACGAUUAAAAUUAUAGACUGAUAAUUUCUUUUAGAGAUGAGUGAAUUUACAGUAAAUUCGAUUCGUCAUGAACUUCUCGGCUCGG